AUGUCUUCCCCCAGACUCAUUCCCCUGGUGAAGGACUUUAAGCACCUUGUGAAUGACAUCAUCAACAAGAGUCAGGAUCCUCUAGAUGACUCUAAGACAGAAGUAGUUGUGCUGAGUGACCGCUCUCAGAUACUGUUCAAGGAGUCUCGUCAUCCUCAAAAUAUGCCACUCAUAUGCCAUUACUUCAGUGAUGCCAACUACUUCACCUCCCUCUCUUGGGUAUCAAACACCAUGAAAGAAAUACAGGCUGUAGUCUGGAUGAAGAACAAAGACGACGACAUGGUUGAGAAGCGGACGUUUACCAUGACAGAACGGUUGCCACCCAUCCAAGCCUUGGUCCACACAGGCUCCUUCCACGUCCUUGUGGCUUACUGUGGGGACAUGUGCCUGCGGCUCUUUGGGGACCACUUUCGGGCAUUCAAACCCCUGGGUGUGGUGCCCUGCCGCUUCAACAUCAGCUGCCUCUGCUACGACCCAGAAAUGAAGAUGCUGUUGUCAGGCAUCCUGGGAGCAGUGGUCACCUGGAACAUCGAGCGGAGUGGCAAGGGCCUCUAUGUGGCCCAUGUCAUUUCCAUGACUGGUGAUGAGCUCGUCCAGGACAUCGUGCUGAAUGGCCCCCAUGGCACCCUCCUAGCCCUGUGUGAGACAGUGGUGAGGGCCUUUGAUCGGCAAGGCCUGGGCCAGCUGGGAGAGGCAAUGAAGUUCAUUUCCAACAGCAGCGGCUUGUCUAUCACCUGCUGCUUCACCUGCGUUGAUCAAGGCCUCCUUUAUGCUGGAAACAAGGGCGGGGAGAUCCAGGUGUGGAACCUCAGCCGGGGUCGCUUCCUGCACAUUUUCAAGGCCCAUUCCUUGUCGGUGAUAUGCAUCUGCAGCCGGCCAGAGGCCCACACUCUGAUGACCGCUGGCAGCGAAGGCUUAAUCAAGGAGUGGAACCUCACCUCGGGGAGCCUGCUGCGGCGGCUAGAGCUCGGUGAGGACUUGUGCCGGCUGCAGUUCAUUGAUAACAUAACUUUCUUCUGCCAGACCACCCACAGUUUUUCCCUGCGCCGUCUCCCCAGCUUCUAUAAUCUCUUCAACGUCUGCGGCUCUGCUCCCCUGCAGCUACGCCGGGUUUGCUGCGGGGAGAACUGGCACCGGAUCCUGUGCACAACCGAGGAUGGCUUGUUGCGCUUCAUGAGCCCACAAACAGGGGAUCUCCUCCUCCUCACCUGGCCCUUCUCCAUCCUGGACAAGGCAGUGGACUGGGCCUAUGACUCGGACAGAGAGGAGCUCUUUGUGGCAAUGGGCAGCUCCGAGGUGCUCGUAUUUGAUACCACCCGCUGCCCUUGCCCAGCCAAGUACCUCUUAAGCACCUCACCAAAUUCUGGGGACCUAGUACAGUGCCUGGCCUAUGGCCAUUUCCACCUGGGCCGAGGUCUCGAAGGGCUGAUGUUCUCUGGGCACCAGAGUGGUGUGAUAAGGGUACUCUCCCAGCACAGCUGUGCCCGAAUCAAGAAAUUCGUGCACUUUGGGGCCAUCUUGGCCCUUUCAACUCUGUCGCAAGGGUUUUAUGGUGACCGAGAAAGCUCUUUGCUGUGCUCCUAUGGAAUGGAUGACUAUGUACACCUCUCGGAGGUUGUGCUCGAUGGGACCAGGGUACUCCUGCGGCCCCUCGCCAGCAUCCUGAGCAGCUGCCGCCUAAAAUACUUGAUACUCAUGCCCAAGUCUCUGGGUGCCAUCACGGAGACCAACUGCCUGCGCCUCUGGAAGUUCCGUGACGUCCUGUCCACCGAGUCAAAGAAAGGCUCUAUGUUCAUAGAGACCCUGCCCCUACACCAGUGUCCCAUCGCAUCCUUUGAUGUCUGCCUGUCCCUGAGCCUUUUUGUCACAGGUGGCAUUGAUGGCUCUGUCCGGCUCUGGGACUUUCACGGGCGACUCAUAGCCAUGCUGGACUCCUCGCUGCACUUUGGCCCACUCUGCUUUGCAAACGACCGGGGUGACCUGCUUAUGACUUUCAACCAGAGCCUCUAUCUGGUGUCCUGUCUAAAACUGCUUCCUCCGAACAUGCUGGUCCGCCUGGCCUUCAUGAGCCUCCCAGACGAAGUCGUGGAGAGCCCUAAGCCUUUCAUGCCGAGCUUCUUCUUCUCCUUUGAGACCAUGUUUGUGCCCAAGUAUGUCUACCUUGGGCAUGGGAAACAGGAGUUAGUGGGCUUGGCAUGUCUUAUCAACAAACGUGCCAUUGCCUUUGACCAGACUGUGCCGCAUGUCAUAGAAGAGGAAGAAGGAGGAAGCCCCGUAUUGCUGUCUACCCACAAACACGAUUCUGUGCCUCUUCAGGAACUUCGUUUAGUGCGGGUGAAGGGCCAACAACGCCAUGCCCAUUUCAUGGUCCCUCCGCAACUACAGCUGACUGGCUGGGAUGGGCUCAACCCCUACCGGAUAUUACACUACUACUUCGGGAGUGGGCGGAAAUGGCCCCUUGCCCCUGAUGGUUACAUCCCCAAUUCAGUGAUCCGGGCCCGCCUUUGGCCAGAGGGCAGCCCAAUAUAUCUACAGUGCAGCCUGCACCCACCCCAGCGGGACUUGGAAUGGGACAAGACUCAAUUCUUUUUCUGGUAUAAUAAGUCAAGAGCACUAAGUGAUGUGGAGGACCUUCCAAAAGAGAAAGAAGAUGAAGACUUCUUAGGAAUGAGGAUGUCCAAGGACAUAACCUACAAUGUGCUGAGAGACUCCGGAAACCGCAGUUGGCUGGGAAGAAAGAUGAGUGAGAUUGCUAUUAAUAGCCUGAUUGAGACGAUCCUCAAUAUUAUGAUCCACGCUAACCCACUGAAGUUCCAAUACUGUGUUGGGGCACUAGGUCAGAUCUUUGCCGCCUAUCAAGUCUCUCCCUCUUUGCGCUCUGAGACAGCCCACCGCCUUCUGGAUGACACAACCCAUUCCAAUCCACUGAUCCGGGAACUAGCCUGGGAAGGGCUGAAGCGCCUGGGCAUGGUGACCCAUCUCUUUGCCAUACCCCUGGCCCAAGGGUUGAUGGACAAGGACCAAUGGGUGAGGGAUAAGGCCCAGAACCUCAUGACUGACACUGGGAUUCACUCCAAGAGUUCACUCUUAAGCUUCAUCCAGAGCCGAGAUACUUUCCAGGAGAUGCAGCAUGAGGUCAUUGGAGAAGAAACCCUGGACCAUCUUCUGGGGCUGCGGGCAGCAGAUCUCCAAAUCCUUCAUACUCAAGUAGCGCAGCGGCUGAAUGAGAACUUAACCUUGUCACAGGAAAACGAAAUGCCUGCUUUUUCUUUGUAUGUCUCAAAGACGUCUUCCCUUCGGCCCUUUGAAGAUCUAUCCACUCCUGAGGCCACUGAAGUGGCCACGAAGGCCAGCAGAGGCCCCAAACGGAGCCGAGUAGGAGGCAAAAAGCAAACACGAAAGCUGUUGCGGAGCCUCAAGAAGAAAGAAGAGAGAAUUUCAAAACAGGCAACCUCAGUGUCAGCUUUGAAAGAAGGUGAAAGCGAACUGGGCGAAGCUGGUCCAACUGAGGCAGAGGAGACCACCAGCAAGCUUUCUUCCAUAAGUAUGAUCAAGGCUGCAAAAGAUGCCGAGCAAUCUGCAGAGAGAGAACCUUCCAAGGAUCACGUCGUGUUGACCCUAAAGAUGCUGAGGAAAAUACGUGAAAAAAAAGGCAAGAAAAGUACAGCUCGAAAACUCGCCAAGAAGUACAAGCCAAAGAAAAAGGAACUGGAAGUUGCCAUUGAGGAGCCUCUGCCUCCUGUGCAGGAAGAGAAGGUUGUGAGCAAGAUUAGGGCCCAUGGGCGAGGUGCCGCUGGACUCGCUGGCCACAAGGGCGCUACCGGAGAGAGCUUAUCAUGGAGGGAGGACCUAUGUCGUCUCGUGGCUCUAAGGAUAUCUGGUUCCGAAACAAAAAUGUCAGAAGCUCUAAGUGCGGAGGUAGCAGCCAUGGCUCAGGAGAUGCUGGCAGAUCGGCAACCCAGCUGGGAGCUCUUCCAGGAAAUCUUGAAGAAGAAAAGCCAGGACCUUGAAUCAGUUGAAGACUGGCCAGAAGACCUUGACUGGGAUGUAGUCUGGCCAGAGGAAAAACCAAUUUUCAUCCAUGAGGAAGCAAUCAGAGACUACAUCGUAGAAGAAGAGGUGUUAGAGGAGCAAGAUCAAGUGCAAGAGGACAGGGAAGAGUUGGAAGAAACACGGGUGGUUUCCCCCAAAGCCAAGAAGGGUAGAGUUCUAUUUUCAGAGCCCACUGAUCUAACAAAGGGAAAACGACUACCACGGAAAGAAGAGAAGAAAGCUCACAAGAAGUUGUCGAAGAAAGAGAAGAAAUUGACCAAGCAGGAACUAAAAUUGGUUAAAAAACAGAUGGAAAUGGCCAAAGAAGAGAGGGGCAUGAAGGAAGAAAUGAUAGAACUAGAGAGCCUAGAAGAGAAGCCAGUGAUAGACGAGAGGAGGCUGGCUUGGCAGGAGUGGAAGGACUCGUGGGACCAGUGGAAAAAGUUUCAAGAUGAGACAAAGAUAUCCUGGAACGAGUGGCGGAAAAACUGGGACAGCUGGUGUCAACAACAUGGACUGGAAGAGAAGAUCUUUGAAGAAGAGGCGACACUGGACGAGGACAAGAGUCAGCGAAAUUGGAACGAGUGGGGAGAGAUCGUGGAAAAGAUCUUAUUCGCCAGCCCCAGGGACCAACUUCCUGAGCAUCAGGAAGAGCCGGCCCCGGGAGAAAAAACACCUCAGGAGGGGGAAGCAGAGGUCCUCCCAGAAGAGCAGAGCCAUCUCCAACAAGAACAGAAACAGGCCUGGGCAGAGAAGAAGCGAGCCCACACUGAAAAAAAACGAGCCAGUGCCAAGAAGAAACUGGCCAGAGAAGAAGAGAAGCUGGCCCAAGAAGAGAGAAAACUGGCCCAAGAGGAAAUGAAACUGGCCCGAGAAUACCGGAAAAUGGCCGAGGAACAGGGUCCCAGGAGUCAGAUGGAGAAGGAAAUUGCGCAGGAGGAGGAACAUCUGGCCCAAAUAGAGGAGGCUCUAACCCAGGAAGCAGAGCAGUUGGCCCAGAAAAGGAAGAAAGCGGCCAAGAAAUUGGAGGCACUGGCCAGAGAAGAAGAGAAACUCACAACCAAAGUGGGGAAACUGGCUGAAAUCAAGACGCGACUGGCUCAGGAAGGGGAAAAACUGGCCUCAAAGAAGGACAAACUGACAGAGAAAGAAACUGAAUUGGCCUGCGAAUUGGAGGAGCUAGCUCAAGCAGACGAUCAACUGGCUGCGAAAGAAGAUGAACUGAAUGAGGCGGAGAAGAACCUGGCGAAGGAUCAGGAGGAGCUGGUUGAGGAGGAGAAGAGGCUGGUCUGGCAGGACGAAGAACUGGAGGAGGAGGAGAGAAGGCUGGCCGAAGAGGAAGAGCUGCUGGCUCAGGAAGAGAGGAUGCUGGCUCAGGACGCAGCCAAGCCCCCCGAGGAAAGGAAGAGACUGUACGAGAGAAGUAAGAAACUGACUAAGGCAAGGGAGAAACUGAUUGGGGAAAAGGAGAAUUUGCUCCGGGACCAGGAGAGACUCCUGCAGAACAAGACAAUCCUAGCCCAGAAAGAGACAGCCCUGGCUCAAGAAAAGGAGCGGUUGGCCCAGGCGAAGACCAACUUGGCUCAGAAGAUAGAGGGCCUCCUUGAGAACCAAGAAAAAGCCAGGCAGCGCAAAGAAGGAUUGGUGGACUUGAUGGAGAACGUGGACAAGUACAAGGAGAAAACAAGUCAGAUGGAGGAGAUGCUGGCUCAGCAAAAGGAGGCAGUUGCCCGGAAGAAGGAGACAGUAACUCAACUAGAGGAGAAACUGACCCAAGCAGAGGAAAAGCUGGCAGAGGAACAAGAGAAACAUGCCCAGGAAAAAAUGAAACUAACUAUGAAGAGGAGGGCCCUGUUUCAAAAGAAGAAACCAUCCAAAGAUGAGCAGACUCUUGCGAAGGAGGAGAUGGCAUUGAACACGAAACUCGUGAGCGUGGCCAAAGACAAGAAAGUAGUUGAAGAAAAGGAAACGCUCUUCCAGAGCGAGCCUCCAGGAACCCCCAAAUACACCCAAGCGUUUGAUAAGCUGUCUGCUAAACUAGAGGACAUUAAGAAGAAGCUGUCUCUAGAGGAAAGGAUACUGAUGGUGGAAGAGAGGGUAUUGGCCACGGAGGACAAGGACAUUGCCAAAAGAGAACUGGAACUUGCUGGAGGGGAGAGAAUCUACGCCCAGGAAGAAAGGAAGUUAGCCAGAGCAGUCAGGAAACUGAUUAAGGAGAAGAAGGGCAUUCCCAAGGGCAGGAGACUCUUAAAGGCACUGCAAGAUCUAAUCAAGGAAGAAACAAAAGUAACCCAGGAAGAAAUCAAGCUGACCAAGAUGAAGAGGGCCCUUGUUGUGAAGGAGAGGAUGUUAAGCAACGAACAGACUAAACUUGAGGGCAAAGAGUGGGAUUUUUCUGAGGAACAGUCAGAAAUAACCAAACGCGAGCAAAGACUGGCUCAGAAGCAGAGAAAACUAGCCAAGAAAGUGAGGAAAUUGUUAAAGGAAGAGGAACGCAUGACUGAGAAAGAAAACCGACUGUCCAAGGCAGAGAAAGAAGUCCCCUAUGAAGAGGAGGAAGCAGCCGAGGAAGAGGAGGAAGCAGCCGAGGAAGAGGAGGAGCUCUCAUUCUUUAAAGCGCGGUGGAGGAUGAGACGGCAGUCAAAGGGAGUCGAGUCACAGGAAGGGCUACCCGUUCAAGGGGAGGAGGUGGAAAUGGAAGAGCUAUUUCCUAGAGAAAUGGAAAGCCUGUUAGAUGACGUUGACCAUGAGAGUUUGUCUGAGGAGGAAGAGGGGGAGGAAGAGGAAGAGGAGAGGAAGGAAGAGAAAGAGGCAGAAGAGGAGGAGGAGGAGAAAAAGGAAGAAGAAGGCACCAGUGAUAAGGAGGUGGAAAGCUUAAGUUCAGAGGAGGAAGAGGAGAGUUCGAGUGAGGAAGAGGAGGAGGAAAAGAAGAGCAUCUCAUCUGAAGAAGAACUUGUCAAGGAAAAAGAGAUCUUUGCCAAGAAACUAUUUAUGCCACACAAAGACAGAAAAGACCAACACCUAAGAGGAAGGGAAAUAAUUCCUUUGAUCGUAAGAAGACCCCUUGAGGUCACGGGCAGUGCUAUCCAAGUGGGAGCCCCUACCCUAAGAAGAAGCCCUGAGCUCACCGGCAGUGCUACCCAAGUGGGAGCCCCUACCCUAAGAAGAAGCCCUGAGCUCACCGGCAGUGCUACCCAAGUGGGAGCCCCUACCUUAAGAAGAAGCCCUGAGCUCACCGGAAGUGCUACCCAAGUGGGAGUCCCUACCUUAAGAAGAAGCCCUGAGCUCACUGGAAGUGCUACCCAAGUGGGAGCCCCUACCCUAAGAAGAAGCCCUGAGCUCACCAGAAGUGCUACCCAAGUGGGAUUUCUAAUGCAAAGCCCCUCCAAGAUACUUAGCUCCAUCACUCUGGGGAGGGAGGAGAUAGAACCAGUGCCAGGGAUGCCGAAACACAUGCCCUGGAAGGAGUCACCCCGAAUAGUCUCUGAGAGGUUUCGGGACAAGCAGCAAGAACUGUUAGAGGAACCUGAGCCCCUAUCGCUACACGUUUGGGAUGACAUUUUGGAGUCCCAAGAACAAGUCCCCAAGACCCCAAGUACACGCCACAUAAUUGUGAAGGCCCUGGAGGCUCAGAAACACCAACCGAAGCCACCAGGUGCCAAGUGGAAGUGGUUUUUGCAACAGCAUGGACCUCUACCGGAGGAGACAGAUGUGCGCUUACCCGCCCCCCAAACCGUGGAGGAUUCAGAGGUGACUGUCUUAGAGGUGGACUGGCUCCACCGGGUUUUAGAACGGAUAGAAGCAGGCGAGCACCUUUCCAGGGGGAGUUUCCACCGGCUAGGCCAGGUCCUCAGAGACCUCACCUCAAAGGGGAAUUUUGAGUGGACGAAGCUGGCCAAACUCCAAACCAUUGUGUACCAGCACACACAGCUCUUAGAAGCCCAAGGCUCCGGCAGCCCCAAAGCCCAUGAGGACAUCGUGGGCAAAAAACAUCUGAAAGUGAUACCGCCUAUAAGAGGAAAGGUAGCAAAGGGCUGGCUUCAACCUGUGGCUGUUCCCACACCAGAGUCUCCAUUAGCUAGCCAGAGGAUCCCAGAGCCAACAACUAUGGCUUGGCAUUUUUUAGAAGGGCCCGGUAGAAGUAGGCAGGCACAACAGGUGUCCAGUGCUCUCAGGGAGAUGGAGUGGCAACAGUUUUAUCCUGCCUGGGCCCCUGUGGACAAACAAACCCAACCAUCGAUAUUUGGAAAGGAUUUCUGGACGUCAAAGGGUAAGAGCAGGUUUCCAAAAUUGCCCAAGUUGAAGAAGCCCAUCACUAAAAAAAGGGAAGAGGUACAGGUACCUAAAUGGGAGACAUUUGUGGCCCUGUACCACAUUUUGCGGAUGCUGCAGCAGCAAUAUGCAAAAGACAGCACCGCGUGGAUGGAGCAAUUCAACCAGCUCAUGGACCUGUACCAGCUGAAGUCCUCCCGGAUCCAGAAACUGCUACAGGACCUUCUGCUACGAGAGGAGUCCAGAGCUCAAGCAGUCAUCUACAAGGAGGCCCUAGCAUCAGCCGUGGAGCUAGUUCCGGGGGAGCGGUUGUUGUACUGUGUGUAUUGUGGGGGCUCUCACACUCCCAGAGGUCCUGUGCAGUUCCAGGAGGUGGUGCCAGUCCCUGGGCAGAACAACGUGCGCACCAUCCUUCCCACGGGCAUUGCCCAGUAUGGGCUCUUGGAGCUGGCCUGGAAGAGCCUACCUCAAGUGGAUAGUUACUUUGACAAGGAGUCGCCUCUUGUUGUGAUUCCCACCCUCUAA
This is a messenger RNA of Echinops telfairi (small Madagascar hedgehog), 8829 nucleotides long. It is a transcript of the gene WDR87, whose product is annotated as WD repeat domain 87. The record is from RefSeq and is a predicted model, not a curated record. NCBI's taxonomy places the organism in Eukaryota, Metazoa, Chordata, Mammalia, Afrosoricida, Tenrecidae. Bases 1 to 8829 code for a protein of 2942 amino acids. The transcript has 6 exons. Gene Ontology annotation, molecular function: protein binding.